This is a messenger RNA of Ricinus communis (castor bean), 1853 nucleotides long. Its product is annotated as transcription factor MYC2. Gene Ontology annotation, cellular component: nucleus. NCBI's taxonomy places the organism in Eukaryota, Viridiplantae, Streptophyta, Magnoliopsida, Malpighiales, Euphorbiaceae. The coding region runs from base 193 to 1653 and encodes 486 amino acids. The record is from RefSeq and is a predicted model, not a curated record. The transcript has a single exon. Gene Ontology annotation, biological process: regulation of DNA-templated transcription. Gene Ontology annotation, molecular function: transcription cis-regulatory region binding; protein dimerization activity; DNA-binding transcription factor activity.
AUCAAGCAGCAUUGCUUUUGCACCAAAAGAAAAAAAUAAUAAUAAAAAGAUAAAAGAAAGAAAACUUUUCCUCUGCAAUCGUUCUUUUUCUUUUCUCAAUACAUUAUAUAAUUCUCAGUCAAAGCCUUAACUCUCUGUAUCUUUCUCUCUUCUCACUUCUUGCAUUACAUUUCACAGUUAAUCAGAAGCUCUAUGGAUGAGCUAAUUAUAUCUCCAUCUUCAUCUUCUUCUCUUGUUUCCUUUUCCCAAGGAACUCCACCUACUCUCCAACAAAGGCUUCAAUUCAUACUUCAAAGCCAACCAGACUGGUGGGCUUAUGCUAUCUUUUGGCAAACAUUAAAUGCCGAUAAUGGCCGGAUCUUCUUGGCUUGGGGAGACGGCCACUUUCAAGGCACGAGAGACACAUCUCCAAAUCAAGCCACCAUCAACAAUAAACACAUCCAAUCACACCGAAUUUCAAGCUUAAACUCUGAGAGAAAGAGAGGCAUGAAAGGAAUCCAAGCUCUCAUCGGCAGCGACAAUCAUGACAUCGAUGUGUCUAUUAUGGACGGCAGCAACGCUACUGAUGCUGAAUGGUUCUAUAUCAUGUCUCUCACUCGAUCUUUCUCUGCAGGAGAUGGUGUUCCAGGGAAGGCACUUAGUACUGGUUCUUUGGUGUGGUUAACGGGUCGCCAAGACCUACAGUUCUACAACUGUGAAAGAGCUAAAGAAGCACAAAUGCAUGGCAUUGAAACACUUGUCUGCAUACCAACAUGUGAUGGAGUUCUUGAAUUGGGAUCAUCUGAUCUGAUCAGAGAAAACUGGGGUGUUGUUCAACAGGCCAAGUCUCUUUUCGGAUCAGAUAUGAUGCCUAACAAUCCCAGCCCACCCAUCCAUUUACUUGACAUGAACAUUUCUUUCGCUGAUAUAGGCAUAAUCGCGGGAGUACAAGAAGGAGAUACAACAACUCAUGCAAAUCAGAAACCACAAGAAAAUGAUGCAAAGAAAGAGUCUAAUAACGCAGAGUCGGAGCAUUCCGACUCGGAUAGUUCAUUACUAGCUGCUGCUUCCCUAGAUAAAAAGACCCCAAAGAAAAGAGGAAGAAAACCUGCCCUUGGCCGAGACACACCACUGAACCAUGUAGAGGCAGAACGGCUGCGGCGAGAGAAGCUCAACCACCGCUUCUACGCCUUGCGAGCCGUUGUCCCGAACGUGUCAAGGAUGGACAAAGCAUCAUUGCUAUCUGACGCUGUCUGCUAUAUAAAUGAAUUAAAGGCGAAGAUUGAGGAAUUGGAAUCACAGUUACACAGGAAGUCCUCCAAAAGGGUAAAACUAGAAGUAGCUGAUAACACAGAUAAUCAAAGCACAACCACUUCCGAAGAUCAAGCUGCCAGCAAGCCUAUUAGUACCGUUUGUACUACUACUGGAUUUCCGCCUGAAAUUGAGGUAAAGAUUUUAGCUAAUGAUGCUAUGAUUAGGGUUCAAUCUGAAAACGUGAAUUAUCCAGCCGCUAGGUUAAUGACUGCUUUACGUGAUCUUGAGUUUCAAGUGCAUCAUGUUAGUAUGUCUACUGUUAAUGAACUCAUGCUUCAAGAUGUUGUGGUUAGGGUUCCUGAUGGAUUGAGAACUGAAGAGGAUUUAAAAACUGCUAUUUUCAGAAGAUUAGAACAAUAAGAUUACUGUUUAUCUCUUGCAACUAAUGUAUUGAUAACGGAGUGUUGUUUAUUAUCUUUGUUCUUGGUUGGAUUUUUUUUCUCUUCUUUUCCCGAUUUUUAGUUCUUUUCUUAGUUUCUUCUGUAAAUUUCCGCCAGACAUAUGUAAUGACACUGAUUCGCUGGACUUUCUUGCCAUGUAUAAAUACUCGGUGUAAAUAA